AUGCUUGCAAGAGCGCGGCCCAUUGGAUCCCCUGGACGAUGCCGAAGUAGCGGCAACAAGGACCAAGUCACCGUCAUCCGUGACUACCGCUCAAAAAUCGAGGCCGAGCUCUCCAACAUCUACAACGGAAUCCUCAAGCUCCUCGACACUCGCCUCAUCCCCUCUGCCACCUCCAAUGACUCCAAGGUCUUCUACCUCAAGAUGAAGGGAGACUACCACAGGUACCUAGCCGAGUUCAAGACCGGUGCCGACCACAAGGAAGUCGCUGAGAGCUCCGCCUACAAAGCCGCUCAGGUUUGCUUUUCUUUUGUGAGAAGGCUGUUAGUGGUAAGAAAGGAUUUGUUCUUGGAAGAUGUUGGCGAUUCUCCAAAGUCCGAAAACGUGGAAUGCGCGAGUAAUGUGGAUGAUGAAGAAUCUAUUGUUCCGUUAGGGAUUGGAUUUUCGGACACAGCUUUUGAGAAUUGUGAAGCUCCCUCACCAAACUAUAUACUCUGCCUCUUAUCUGCUCUGCUAACUUCAAUUGGAAAACAGGCGGGAAUUUCUUCAGAAGCUGCUACUGCGGCUGCUUUGAAGGUUGGAAAGAGGCCUGAGAAUGCAGGAAAGCUUAUUGGGGUAAGAUCAAAAUGUGCAUAA
This is a messenger RNA of Glycine soja, 633 nucleotides long. Its product is annotated as DNA damage checkpoint protein rad25-like. The coding region runs from base 1 to 633 and encodes 210 amino acids. The record is from RefSeq and is a predicted model, not a curated record. Gene Ontology annotation, cellular component: cytoplasm. Gene Ontology annotation, biological process: signal transduction. Lineage: Eukaryota; Viridiplantae; Streptophyta; Magnoliopsida; Fabales; Fabaceae. The transcript has 3 exons.